AACUAAUUGUGUAAAAUGCACUUUGACACAUUCAACGGAAAAUCAGCCUUCUUCAGUGAAGAGUUACUGUGUAUAUAUUGUGUGCUUGGCUGCAUGAGAAAACAGAUCCGGGACACAGUGGCUCACAGACGCCUCGCAGAAAUGAACACGACUCUCUUCAUUGGACAAGUCAUCGGCAUUGUCCCCAUCUGUGCUGUCCUGCUCUUCCUCCUCUCCAAGUUGGUUUUACGCCACCGCUGUAUCCAUGUGCAGGACGGUUAUGGCUACGGUGUGCUGAUAACAGGCUGUGACAGCGGCUUUGGACACCAGCUGGCCCGAUGCUUGGAUCAGAAGGGGUUUGUGGUGUUUGCCGGGUGUUUGUAUCCAGACGGAAUCGGAGCCAUGAGCCUGUCCAGACAAAGUUCCAGUCAUCUGAAAAUACUCAAACUGGACGUCACCAAGGAUGAAGACAUACAGCAAGUGAAGAAGACGGUUUUGGAGAACCUGCCUCAGAAAGGUCUGUGGGCAGUUGUUAACAACGCUGGAAUCACAGACUGGGCCGAGAUCGAGUGGAGCCAUUUUGAAGAUUUCCGCAACAUAAUUGACAUCAACCUGUGUGGCUGCAUCAGGACCUCCCUUGCAUUCCUGCCUCUGAUUCGUGCCGCUAAAGGUCGGGUGGUGUUUGUCUCGAGCAUUUUCGCCUUCUUCAGUUGCCUGAACAUGGGAGCAUACAGUGUGUCAAAGCGCGGUCUGGAGGCCUUUGCUGAUUGCCUGAGACUUGAAAUGGCAAGUUUUGGUGUGAAGGUGAGCAUCAUUCAGCCGGGAAACUUCGGUCAAGCCACAAACAUCUUGAGGAUAAAAUCGGGCCUGGACAUCUGGGAGAAACUAGACAAUGAGCAAAAGCAGAUCUUCAACCAGCAGUACUUUGAGCUGGCGAGUGAGUACUUCAUGUUCACAUGCAAAAAGGGAUUCAAGGACACCACGCUGGUCAUUGACGCCAUGCUGCACGCCAUCACGUCCUCACAGCCCAAAUACAGAUAUCUGCUGGCUUCUGUGAUGGACAGGUUCUUCUUUAAACUCUACCCGUUCAUGCCCACGGUCCUCACAGAUGCUAUGUUUUCUCUCAGCUCCAUGUAUGCUAAACGCAGAGACAUGCUUUACGCCAAAAACAUUUGAAUAAAUUAGAAAUAUUUCCUAUCAUGUGUUCAUUAUCCUUAUAUUUAAGAUUUAAAACACGUGAACAUUGACCCAUAUAGCAAAUAAGUGUGAAACACAUAACCCCACGGUAAUGUCACCAGUUCCUCUUUUUCUUCUAAUAAGGCUAACGGCCUGUACUCUGAGGUGUAAUGCUGCCCUCCACAGUUCAAAGUUCUCAAUCACAGUUUCCUUGAAACCCAACUGCUAAUCUGCCAAAGAAAUCCACGAUAAAUUAUUUUCUCAAAAUCGAUGUAGUUAUAUAACUUAUAUUAGUAUUCUUUGUAGUUAGAAAGUUUUUGUAUUCAGUUCUUGUUUUUUUUCUUUUUACGUUUUAUUAGUUUUAGUGACAGACCCCUCAAUUAUUAUUCUUUAUGUAAUACUGGAAGGAUGGAAUGAAUACUUCAAGUGUAAGUGAAGGUCACACUCAAUAAUUGGUACUUUAAUCUGUAAAAGCUGUUUUAUUCCUAAAACAGUUGCUUUAAAACUGCGUACAUGUGUUUUGUAUAUUCUGGAUAUGUUCCAAUAAAGUGACUGAGAAAUGA
Molecule: messenger RNA, 1718 nt
Organism: Solea solea (common sole)
Lineage: Eukaryota; Metazoa; Chordata; Actinopteri; Pleuronectiformes; Soleidae
Exons: 4
Coding region: 16-1155 (379 amino acids)
Molecular function (GO): oxidoreductase activity
Source: RefSeq, a predicted model, not a curated record